CCGCGCCCUCUCCUGCGCUGGGCCCGCCCGCUGUCCUGCCCCGCCAUGAAGUUGAGCAGCCGCGGCCGGGGAUGCUGCGCGGGCGGCAGCCGGGAGCGCGGGCCGCCGCCGCGGAGCCCCUUCGUGCACCAGCUGCGCUUCAGCCCCCUGGAGAAAGCCAAGCUCCCCUGUGCAUGAGAGCUAUGAUAGUGGAUUUCAAGACAAGAAGCAGACCUAGAGAAGUAGAAACAAAGAUUGCCUUCAUGACCUUGACUCUGUUUCCUAUCCGACUCUUUUUUGCUGCUUUUAUGAUGUUGCUGGCCUGGCCUUUUGCCUUCAUUGCUUCAAUGGGAUCUGAUGAGCAGGAGCUUGAAAAGCCCCUCUCCUGGUGGCGAAAGAUAGUGGAUAUUUUGCUGAAAGCAAUAAUGAGGAUGAUGUGGCUUGCUGGUGGAUUCCACUGGAUAAAUGUAAAAGGCAGACGGGCGUUGCCAGCAGAAGCAGCAAUAUUAACAGUGGCUCCCCAUUCUUCCUACUUUGAUGCCAUUCCAGUAACUAUGACCUUCGCCUCCAUUGUGAUGAAAGCAGAAAGCAAAGACAUUCCUGUUUGGGGAACUCUGAUCAAAUAUAUCCGACCAGUGUUUGUAUCUCGGUCAGACCAGGAUUCUCGCAGGAAAACUGUUGAAGAGAUAAAGAGACGUGCUCAGUCUGAGGGUAAAUGGCCACAGAUAAUGAUAUUCCCAGAGGGCACUUGCACAAACCGAUCCUGUCUAAUUACAUUCAAACCUGGAGCAUUUAUUCCUGGGGUUCCUGUACAGCCGGUGGUUUUACGUUAUCCAAACAAACUGGACACAAUAACAUGGACAUGGCAAGGGCCAGGAGCGUUUGAAAUUCUGUGGCUUACUUUAUGUCAAUUUCACAAUUCUGUGGAAAUCGAGUUUCUUCCUGUGUAUAUUCCUUCAGAAGAAGAAAGAAAAAAUCCAGUGUUAUAUGCCAAUAAUGUCAGACGUGUAAUGGCAGAGGCAUUGGGAGUUUCAGUGACAGACUACACAUUUGAAGACUGUCAGCUGGCUUUGGCUGAAGGACAACUUCGUCUGCCUUCAGACACAUGUCUUUUAGAAUUUGCAAAGCUUGUGAGAAGCCUUGGGCUGAAGCCAGAAAAACUUGAAGAUGAUCUUGAUAAAUAUGCUGCAAGUGCCAUGAAAAUGAAGAAAGAAAAGGUUGAUCUUAAAGAAUUUUCAGCCUACUUGGAAUUUCCAAUUUCUCAGACAUUAGAAAGUAUGUUUGCACUUUUUGAUGAGAAUGAAGAUGGCGUAAUUGACAUUCGGGAAUUUGUCAUUGCUCUGUCAGUUGUCUGUAAGCCAUCCAAAACUCUGGAAACAAUUCAGUUGGCAUUUCAGCUGUACCAGUCAGAAAGCGGAACUAUAACAGAAGAGGAUUUAGCUCAUAUUCUGAAGACUGCCAUGGGUGUGUCACAGAUUGAUGUUACACAUCUUUUUAGGGCUGUAGAUGAAGACGAAAAAGGAAAGAUUACAUAUGAUGACUUCUACACAUUUGCUGAGUUGCACCCACACUUUGCAGAAGACUAUCUCUAUGCUGAUCAGAUGGGAGCUGAGAGUGGCUUGGAGACUUCAUCUCUUUCUGCUCCUAAUGGUAUCUGUACUGACUUCAGCCCUGACAACGCUGGAGAUAGAAAGAAGCCCCUGCAGAAGAAACUGAAUUAACACUACAACUGUUACCUUCCUCUCCUGGUGAGAGGGUUGUAUUUUCUUGGAAUUUUCAUAAGUCACUCCAAUUAUACAGCAAAUACCAGUUUUGUGUGUGAAAAUUCUAUCUUAAUACCAUCCUUUGAAUCGUAUGUGCUAUAUUUAACAACAUGUUCCAGGUUACUUUGGGAAAGGUUGUUUUUGGUUGUUUUUUUUUAAAAGGUCUUUGAAAGGUAAUAAUGUGAAUGUGCUUCAUUAUUAAUGUUCAUAUUUAAAAGGAAGCGGCACAACUUAUUUAUAUUCCAUUGGCUAGUUCCAUGUACAAAGUGUCGCACAAACCGUGCAUGUAUAAAGAAACUGUAGCUACUAUGGUGUAAAGUGCACUUUGGUGAUUAGUGUUUUCCCUAGGUAUGGGAAUGUUUAUUUGGGGCCAGACUUUGCUGUCCAUAUCUGAAUAGUCAGUCUUGUUGAUUUCAGUGGGAUUAUUCUCUUGAGCAAAGCAAGCAUACUUUGGCCCUUUGUUUUGGUUUCAGUGAACAGUUUGGAAAUGGUCAUACAAAAACUUGCUAAGGAUUACUUUUUAUUUUUAUUGUUGAAUGACAAAAUUAUUUCUCUUUCCAUGGUAGAAUGAAAAGGAAAGGCUCCUUAUCCGUCACCCCAACACUUUUCUACUGUAAUAUUCCGGAUGCAAUUAAACAUGAAUUCUUUCCAAACUGACAUGCCACAUACUGUUUGAAAAUACGUAACCGAACUGUUUGUGCUUUUCUCUUACAACCAAUUCAAAUCAUGUCCAUAAAACAUUUUAAUGGGAGAUGUUUACACAGCUAUAUUUGAUUUAGAUUUAUCAGGAAUCACAGGUUUCUUUUGUAGAAAGCCUGUACAGAUAACAUAGCAUGGAACACACCAUGAAAACUUUGGUGUAUCAGCACAAGUUGGAAAACGUUGCAGUCACUUCAGAGGCCAAGCCAGCAACAAGUUACAGAACAUCCUGAAGAAGUGCUAGUUAAAUCUCUAUAGCAACAUUACAUAUACUUCAUAGAACAUACAUGAAUCUUAGAAUAGUUUAGAACUGUUAAAAAACCCACCGCACUUCUAUUAGUAAUACCUACGUUUCCUUUUGUAAAGCCAGAUGCCUUAACUACUACUGGGGGUCUCAGAGAAAAAUCUGGACUAUUAUAAAACCACAGAGCUUCGUUGAUUAGGAAAUGUGACAAAAGCCUCAAGGAAUAGGAAGGAGGACUCUGUCACAAAAUAACUGUGAUGGCAACUCUGCUUCCAAACAAACAAAAAUCUUUCAAGUAAUUUCUGACUAAUUUUGUAGGGCUGUGCUAAAAUAUGAUGAUUUUGUGAUUGGGAAAACUGUUGAGAUUUGAGUCUUCCACAAAGGAAUUUAAAACUAGAUUUGAAAGGAAGGAAUUUUAGCAAAGGAAGUCUGUUUGUGCCAAAUGCUUCUAUAACUCUUUUUUAAAUAGCAGGAGGUGUUUUAAAGCUCAUUAGGGUAUUGGAAUGUGUCCUUAGAAAUCCCUAACCAUAUGUGACAGGUCUCCAAACUGGAACUGGCUUUAAUAAAAACGGUAGGAGGAAAAAAAAGUAAGAAAAUACGCUUUAUGAAGGUAUGUAGAGACAAUAAUUAAAUUUUUGAUUUAUCUAGGUAACAAAAGCCAAGCUGACAGGGAGGCAGCAGACUUCCUGACUUGAAUUAAAAUUGAUCAUGAAAAACAGGAGAAAUGGAUUGAAAAAAUAAGGCAUAUGAUAAAGUACAGUUAAGUAGGAAUAGUCAGCUGCUCAGAGGAGGGAGAAGGUAUUACUGUGUUAUAUCUUGAGGCAGGGAUGGCACAGAAUAUGUCAAACUGAGCACUGUUAACUCAUUGCUGCAGAAAAGAUGCUCGUGAUAGAGGGAUGCAUCAGCAUGUGGCCUGUGAGAAGCAGGGUGGUAUUUUUGCAUUACCAAGAUGUGAUAAGGUCUCACCUGAGGUACUUGUUCAUACUGGGGCACCUGAGAGAGAUUGGGUGUAACUGGAUAAAGUCUGGAGGACAGAAAGUACUCAAAAAGAGAGAUCAAAAGUAUCCUUUAAUCCAAAGAAGAGGAGACUGAAGGAAGAUGUGAACAGUCUUCAAAUAUGGAAAAAAUUGCUAUAGAGAAAACAGGAACUCAUGGAUGGUAGAUACCAGCUAUUAAUUGAAAAGGCAAGUUAAGCAUUAGGAAAAGUCUCUGACAAAAUACUUAGUUAAGCUAAGGAGAAGGGUUAUUCCAGAUGGGGUGAAGCGCCUGCCUUCCUUCACCGGAGGUUUUAAUAACAGAGAAGACAGCUGAGAUAGAGACACUUGAUUUUGUUGAUCAUGCCCCAGGGUCACAGGGAAAUGUCCCUAUGGUCUGUUUUCUGUAAUUAUACAGUAUGUAAGGGAAGGCACAUAUAGUCUGGACAUGUUGAAUCUCUGCAAGACUAUGGCACGUGGCUCAAGCUGGCUGUCUAAGAUACUUGUCUUUUGCUUUGUAUGUGAGCUUGGGAAUUUGAGAAUCUCAGAAUGCGGGGAAAGAGAGUUCCCCAACACGUGUCUGAAAAGAAGAAAAAGGUAAGCAUAGAAUCCUGUGGAUAACUUUGAAGUGAGAGAAGCUCCAAAGGAAGAGAUCCUCUGCCCACAUCUGUGAAAGAGUAAAGAAAGCUGCUUGAAGUUGGCUGAAUGCUAUUGUCUAAUUUGCACAUAUGGUGUGAGUAACUUGGGGGUCUGUUUUAUGAAAGCCCAUAGGUUCAUUGGCUUUUUUAAAUUUUUAUUUGAGAUGCUUUGUAAUUGUGGUGAGUAUAAUAGCUGUACUUGUGUGCACCUAAGCUGUACAGAGCACACUGAAGGGCGCUGCAGCCUGUAGUAGAUGGGCCCUUAAACAGGAGCCACAUUCUGUGGUGAAGAGGCACUGAAAGUCCUGUGCACCAGUGAGCUCAGUCCAGAGCUGCUGCAGAAGGCUGGUGACCAACACAAGUCACAAGCAAGUAUUCUUGGUGGAUUAAAACUCAUUUUAAACAAAGGCAUAAGACAAAACAACAUAUUCUGGAAGGAAUUGUGAUUCUUCCUCUUUUGAGAAAUUACUGAAUGAGAUGGAGACAUAAUAGGAUCAAUGAUAGGAUGAAGGAUCAGCAUGCAUAGAAACAGCAUUAGAUCACACAUCAUGUCACCAACACUGAGAUUUAUUAAUAUAAUUCCACUGUAGAAUAUAAUAUGAGAGUGCCUUGUAGUGAGAGAAAAGCCACAUUACCACAGGGUGGUGAACUCAGACUCUUGAGGGCCAAGACCUGUAACAUGUGGCAUGACUGCAGCAAUAUUUGUUACAAUUCAUCCAUCAAACUCCAACUGCAGAAGUGUUUCAGUAGUUCCUGAUGAGAACCCUUUUUAGAGGCAUGUGACUAUGGAGCAGCUGGGUUUUGACAGUCAAGUUUCAGUGACUUGCUGCAAACUUGGAGUAGAAGUGAAAACUUCCUUUCCCCUUCACCAAACAUUGACAUGUAAAUGCUUGCCAUUAAAAUAUUACUGAUUUUAUAGGCAGAUUGUUAUAUUUUAACAGGUACUAUCAACAGCCCCUAAAGUUACAAGGAGACAUAUGCAGAAAUUACUUUGAUUCUUUGCAACUACUUAACUUCAGAAAUGAUCCUUAUACAAAAAAACGUAGGGGUGUGAAGGCAUUUGACAUUUCUGAUGAGCAUUUUUGUACUCUUAUGUAACGUUGCCAUCCCUUGCCAAGUAGAGCUCUUGCAUCAACCUGAAUUUUUACAUAUUGUAUGAGGUACCCAGCCAAGGCUCAGAAGUAUUCAGUAAUACUUCUGAACAAGUAUUUAAAGUUACACAGAAAAGCACAAAAUCCAAGAUAACUGAAGAUUUGGGGGUUUGGGUUUUUUUUAUUGCUUCAUUUAUAUUUUUCAAGCAUAAUGGAGCCCCACUAAAACCAAACAAAUGUUUAGUAGGUGCAAAGCAUGUUUAAACCACUGUCUCUAGCACAGUAUGGCGAGUGUUAUUACAGAUUUUUUGGAGAGUCCGUUGCUGUAGCAGAUACAAUGCUUCAUAGGCAAUCUAUAAGCCUUAUGGAGAAACUAGGGUGUACAUUUAGUUUUAUAUUCAUUAAUUACACUAUAUGUUUUGAUGCAUUUAUUGUAGCUAGAAUGAUCUAAGUGUGAUAAAUAGCAAACAGAUUUGUGUGUGUUUGCUAAUCCCAUUUUGAAGGUAUAAAUCCUUAGGUCACAGGGGUUGAAAAGGACAUGUGUGCAGUAGGAAGUGAUGCAACCUCUUAAGUGACACAGCUGCCGGAAGGAAAUAGCUAAGUGUCACACAGAGCUCUUUAUUAAUGUGUUCAUGCAAGCUGAAUACUUCUGUUAGCUAGUUUAAGCAUUGGGCUGCUUGGAGUACUUUUGUAUUCAUAAAAUGCAGUAAACAUUUUUCUGGAAAAGUCAUUGAUGCACUUCAACAUCUGAUAAAUUUUUGAAGCAGGUAUGGUUUUAUUUAUUUAUGAGUUCCCUGAUAAGUCCAUCUUUGGUAUUGCCAUUAAAUUAUUCUUCCUACUUUUGUAUUACCAUGUGGUAAGUAGAGCUUCUCAUAUUAACUGUUUUAGUCACCUUCUGCUCUCUGCUCCUUCAAAAAUAGCGUUCUCAUUAAAAGACAAAAAAAAAUUUAAAAUUUAAAAAUUAAAAAAGAACAACAAAACCACAACACCCUAGUAGCACUUGCUGUAGAUCCUGUGAUCUCAGAAAAAAAAAAAAAAAAGCCCUGUAAGCACAGCUUUGCAUACGUUACAGGACUAAACUAGGCUGGAGAGAAAAGAAAAUUCAGAUUAAAAACUCUGACCAACUAAGUUUAAUUCUUCUUUAGGUCAGAGUGUAUCUCAUAAGACUUUCUGAAAUGUUGCAUUUUACUUAAUGUGAAGCCUCUGCUUUUUUCUCUAGCAGAGUUUUCAUGAGUGCUCUAGAAAUAAGAAAUGACAAAUACACUGGCCAAGAUUUCUACAUUAACAAAACUCAGAUUUGGCUCCUAAAGCCACACUGACGCACAAGUUCCCUGUGAACCCGGCACUUCAAACAGUUUGCUACUUUUUAGGUAUCUGAACUUCAGCUGAUAAGGAAAACUUAAAUUAUUCUGAAUAGAUCUUUAACCAAAAAAAAAGAAGGAAGAAUACAAAAUGGAAAGUAAGAGUUAUCAUCAGUGCCAUUGAUAAUGAGAUAUUAAUUAAAUUAUUAAUUGAAGAGUCCAGCAAAGCUGCAAAAUCUGUUUCACGUAUGAGCAGGAAGGCUGACAUGGUCAUUCGGGUAAUUUUGCUACCCUGACUAGGUAGUAUUUAAGCCAGGUGGUCUUUAGUCAGAGGAUGAUUUCUUGAAGGUACUGCAGCAUGCCAGUAAAGGUUUGGUCACUGGCAGUGUAGACAGUGAGACUUCAUCUUCUCACCCUGCCUUUUUUCUUUGAAUUAUGGAGAAAAGUAUUCAAACCAUGACAGGAACCUUGUAAGAUCUCCUUACAGGUAAAAACCCUCCAGCACCACCUCAGAGGCACAAGACGAUUAUUGUGUGGUACAGUUAUGGUGGUGAACUGGGUAUACAAUGUUGGUCACCAACACCUUUGGUCAAACCAUGUAUAAAUGGUAAUACUGAUGUAAAACUACUGAGAGAACACAGCAGCAAACACGGCAUCCUUUAGUUGUGCUUGGACUUGGGUCUGUGAGUAUUUCCUGCAUCUCAUACUGCUCAAGUCAAGACAGUUUCUUUCUCUAGGAAACAUUUCAGGUUUCUUUCAAGAUACUAAUAAUUACUUUGACUUCUUCACGUGGAAGAGUGAUUUGUUUUGUAGAAAGCAGCUUCUUUUUCCCCAGAUGGUGUGAUGUGCUUUAUCAUGUGCAAUGUGAUUAAACUGAAGUGGGUGAUACCAAGAGAGCAGAGGAUGUAAGAGGCUUAUGAAAUAGAGGGUUCAUGUUUCUGUGAGAUAUGCUGAGACAUUUCUGCAUGGUAGUUGAUACUGCCUAGACUGGCUUGCAAAUUCAUUAUGCAAAAUAAUUUUACUAGUUGUGUGAUAGCAGUGGCUGUUUAUUCCAUUUUCCUUAGCAGGGUGGCAGAGCAGAGUACUCCUGUGCAGGCCAGCUUUGGGAUAUAGAUGAAUUUGCAGUUUUAAAGUGAUCACUCUGGGAACAGAAACAGUAGAAUCACCUUAGCACUGACUGCACCUCAGUCAGUUAUUCCUGUUACUUAACUUAGCUCUUUGUGUUAUUUUUUUUAUGAACACAAUUACCAUGCUGCUUUAUUCUGAGUGAAGUUGCACAGAGCCAUAUGAACAUCAGAGCUCACUUGGGAUAGCUUGGGGAUCUCAAAAAAGGUGCUGAAUGAUAAUCUGUUGGUAUAGUGUUACAUUUCAGUUUGUUCGCUUUGACCAAAAAUGUCAGAAGCAAGAGGAAAAAAGUCAUAAUGACUUCUGUAAUACUCUAUUUUUAUAUUAUCAGUGGGGUGUUAUUUAAGAGUGCCAGUUUUAGGCCAAAGUCAGCUGGAGAAAAAUCAGGCUGAACUUCUGAUCCUGAACCAGCAAGUAGAAAAUCCCAUCCAUGCCCAGCACGGCAGCAAAGUUUUCACUCUGCAGCUGGCCUUUUCUGACAGUAAAGAAGGAUCUUUUCUGCCUCUUGGGCUGGUGAAUUCAGUUUACUGAAUCCCUAGUUCUUGCUUGUGCUGUCUGUUCUUUGUAGGUUUGUUGCAGCCGGAGGGAGACCCUGCUGUCUUUUUAAGCUGACGUGACAUUCAUGGACUUUCUCCCUGAGCCGGGAGCAGCAGGUGAAUAUUCGAGUCCUGUUCUGGUAACGCUACCCAAAACUAAAAGCCCAUGUACUAUUUUAGCUCAUGCCUGCCAUUAGGUACAGAACUGCUUUUUCUUUUCAUACACUUCACCCAUUGCAGGUGUGUCCAGGUGACAGCAGGUCAGAAAGAGCUUACGGGAUUCUCUUGUCCCUGUGAGCAACAAGAAAUUAAAUUUAGAAGUAUUAGAAGUUUACAGUGCAACCUUAAAUUGGAUUGACUCCUGACUCGCUAUAUAUAUCACUGUCAGUGUGAGCCUGUUCACUUCCAUGUUCCAAAUGCAGGUUCUAUAAUGUGAUUGCAAACAAAGCCUUCUCGUGGAUACUGAAGAAAGCUGAUGCCCAGACACUUUUCAUCCUACCAUGGUACUGGAAAUGAAAUUCAUCUGACAAUAGGUUGUUUCUAAGUCUAUGAAUGUAUAUGGGGAAAACCCAAAUACAUGUCUUUUAUUCACUAUCCAGCAUGAAGACAAUUUUGUAUUUUAAACGCUAAAGAAAUAAACUUUGAAAGAUCUUUUAUGGCCUAAGUAUAUAUAUUUUUUGUCCUAUGUUUUCUUUUAUAAUGAACUUCAAGGAAAAUAUUUCUUAUAUUUCAGAAGGGACAUUUAGGUUAGCCAGUGCUGUAUUUUCCAGACAACAAAAGCAGCUUUAAAGUAAACAUCUAAAAAUGAAAUUGUAUUUUUACAUAUGUGAAUUAGAAUUCCUUUAAGUUAAACAUGUCUCCUUAGCAAUUGUAUAUACUUAGACAAAAAGCAAAACCAUUGCAGCUUCUUGUCUCUAUAGUUGUUUGUGUUUGGUGAUUUGUUUAUAUUGCUUUUUCGGAUUGCUCUAAGGGUAUUAAGAGUCCAUGUAAAUCAGCAAUGUUAGAAAUAGAAGUCAGAACUAAAUUUCUUUAGAAGUGAUAGACUUUGUUUCCUGGAAGAGGACCAAGAGUAAGCAUCAGCUAACCUUGUAUUAUGUACUAUACUACUUCAGUGUUGCAGCAUUGUGCUGAAUUUGACAUCUGUUCAAUGGGACCACUUUCUAAACCUUUUUGUAAUUCCCAGCACCUCUCCAGGUGUGUGACACAUUUCUAAUUUGAUCAUAGGUACUAGUUCAUCUUUUUUGGAAAAAUAAAAUUGAGUCAUCAACAAGCUGAGAAAUAAGUCAAAAAAAAUAGCUUUGAUCUCUAUUGUUGAACUUGCAUUGAGGAUAUCAUUUUUUGUAUUUUGGAGAAAAAAAGAUUGCUAUGGUUUUGAACACACUUGAAACUUUAAAUACAAAAUGAAAAAAGUUAACACUGAAAUGAUCACACUCCGGAAUUUUCUUGUACUGCUACUGAAUCCAAGUUAGGCACUGCCAUGAAAAGGAUGCUUUUAGCUGGAAACCUGUGUUGACAGAGCAGGAAUCUGUUUUGUAGAGACUCACUUGUGAGGUAUCAUGUGGUUGUUCCAUCAGUGGUACAACUUCUGUUGUUGACUUCAAGGCUGCUUAAACAGACCUGGUGUGUUUAAAGGAAAAAAAAGCUUUUUAUUGUAAGAGCCCUUGGAUGAGCAGUGUAAAUGUGUAACAUGUAGUGCUACUGGAUAAUAAUGAUCUGAAUGCAUAUUUUCUGCUGUAAAUUUCCCUCAUGUGGCUCCAAUUAUAUGUGUACAUAGACUAUUACCUUCGCACUGAACUGACUAUAUGUCAUAAAAUGAAGAGCAAAAACAAGUAAUGUACUAAAGAUGACCAUACCUUGUGGCUCCAAUUGUGGAAAUACUUUUGCAGAACAAAAAGUAUAGCUUCAGUGUUAUAAAUUUGAUUUUUAUAUUUUUUAUUAAAAUGCAUGGAAGACUAAGGAUAAUAUUUUUUAAAAAUUAACUUGGUUUUGUACAUUUUUUCAAUGUUUAAAACUAUAUGAUUUAACAUUACCUCUGAAUGCCAGUGAUCAGUAAAUUUUUAAAGGAAAUACCUCAAUUCAAGCAUUCUUCUCUUGUUAUUUGUCUGAUAGGUUAAAAUGGACUAUAGGGUGUGAUGAAGUGAGCAUAUGAUGUAGGUGCUUAAACUGUGCUAUAGAAGGUGUAAGAUGAUUUACUGAAAGGGACCUAAAUGAUACAUUGCAAGUGUUGAGUGCAGUUACACAAUCAUGGCUCAUUCUGCCCAACUGGACAUUUUCCUCAUGAAUGGCUUGUAAAUUGAAUUUUCAGCGUGAAGCCAAAUUAAAAAUAAAACAAAAAAUACUUGGUUUC
Corvus hawaiiensis (hawaiian crow) is the source of this 10697-nucleotide messenger RNA. RefSeq names its product lysophosphatidylcholine acyltransferase 1 (gene LPCAT1). Bases 72 to 1700 code for a protein of 542 amino acids. The record is from RefSeq and is a predicted model, not a curated record. Gene Ontology annotation, molecular function: calcium ion binding. Lineage: Eukaryota; Metazoa; Chordata; Aves; Passeriformes; Corvidae. The transcript has 15 exons.